This is a messenger RNA of Paralichthys olivaceus (Japanese flounder), 1193 nucleotides long. The record is from RefSeq and is a predicted model, not a curated record. Lineage: Eukaryota; Metazoa; Chordata; Actinopteri; Pleuronectiformes; Paralichthyidae.
AUGGAUGGAGGGAUGGAUGAUGAUUCAUCGUCUGAGAGCGGCAGCGGCAGCGGCCUGCCCGCGCUGACCCCUCCCUCCUCUGCCGUGUCAGAUGGCGCCAUCGUCAGGGAAACCAAGAUUGUCAACGGCAACAAUGGCGUCGUCCCCCUUGACUUCAGCACGCCGACCUCAUCGUCUUCGUCGUCCGAGGACCAGCAGCCUGUCAACCUGAGUGACCCGCCCCCCCAGCGCCUGCCCCUGUCCACGUCUCACCUGCCCGUCACGGUGUCGGCAGCGGCGGCGGCCCUGCUCGGCGCUCUGCAUCCCAACGCACCCGAGGAGCUCCGCAGGAAGUUCCCACUGGCUGCAAAACCUCCUCUGGCUCCACAUCCGGCCCUGCCGCUGCCACACACUCCUCACACACACAACACACACUCUCAGGCCCACGCACACACCGCCGAGCUGCGACUGGACCGAGACAACAGAGACUACGAGGGAAAGACUCGUCCGACUCCACCUCACCUCACCUCGGCCAUGGCUGAGAACAUCCUGGCGGCCGCCUGCGAGAACGAAUCACGCAACGCUGCAAAGAGGAUGCGUCUGGAAACUUAUCACGAUGAGCAGAUCUCUCUGGAGAAGCCGUCCGGUGGCAGCGGAGGUCUGAGGGAGCCGGCGUCCCUCGCUCACUUCUCCCUGGCCGCCUCCGCCUUCUCCUCACAGGACGCUCAGCUCUACAUCAACGGGGCUGGCUUGAGCUAUGGUUACCGUGGAUACCCAGGACUGGGCGCUGCCAUGCAACAUCCCGUUUCCCUGACGACCAGCGGCGCUGCUCAGGGCAACGGCCCCACAGACCUCAGCAUGAAGUCCCUCUCCUCCGCCAACAUCACUAGCUCCUCCUCCUCCGCUGCCAACAGCCUGGCUGGGCGGGGCAGCGGGGGUGCUGGAGGGGGCGGGGCCUCCACCCAGCUCAGCCAACCGGAGAUCACAGCCGUGCGUCAGCUAAUCGCCGGCUACCGGGAGUCGGCCGCCUUCCUGCUGCGUUCGGCAGACGAGCUGGAGAACCUCAUCCUGCAGCAGAACUGAUUUAUGGGAAGCACACACACACACACACACACACACACACACACACACACACACACACACACACGUUUGUUUUGUGUCUGCGUCGCUCCUCUUUGAAGCCGGACCCCAGACUUUGUCGAGUUUCCGCUCGU